GUGGGGCAAGCGCCGAGGGCGUUAUUACGCAAGCAAGCCGGCACUUCGGCUACCUAGAAAGUUGUCCUCCGCUGGAAUUUUUGAUGUAAGUCGGUGCUGUUACAGGUGCCUGAAGUUGCUAGAAACAGGGACGAGUCAGUUCGGCGAGGAAACUUUACGAAGGACACCCGGGCAGCCCUAUUCCUCUCCUUUGCCAUGACAAGUGCCACCCUAGAGCGCUUCAGCAUCCUCUCUCUCAGUGCCCAGCAGCUGCGCCGGCUGCCCCAGCUGCUGGAGCGCUGCCUGCCAGCCAUGCCUAGUACAGUGAAGGACCUUGAUGUGCCCAGGCUGUUCCGCGAGCCAUACAUCCUCUCAGGAUACCGUCCAGUGGGGCAGGAGUGGCGCUUCUACUUCCUCAGCCUAUUCCAGCAGCACAACGAAGCCCUCAAUGUCUGGACUCACUUGCUGGCAGCUCUGGCUGUGCUCCUGCGCUUCUGGGCCUUCUCUGAGACCAAUGGCCUGUUACUGGAUGUCUCCUCCCUCCCUCUCUACCUCUACAUUCUCUCAGUGCUCACCUACUUGGUUUGCAGUGUUUUAGCUCAUCUGCUGCAGUCCCACUCUGAGCUUGCACACUAUUCUCUUUACUUCAUGGACUAUGUGGGUGUCAGUGUCUACCAAUAUGGUAGUGCCCUGGUACACUACUUUUACAGCUCUGAGCUGGCCUGGCAGGAAACCUUUGCUCCCCUCUUUCUUCCAGGGGCUGCUCUUCUGGGCUGGUUGUCCUGUGCCGGCUGCUGUUAUGCCAAGUACCGCUACCAGCGCCCUUAUCCAGUUAAGCGGAAGAUCUGUCAGCUGAUCCCCACAGGCUUGGCAUACCUGCUUGACAUCAGCCCCAUUGCUCACCGGCUCCAAACCUGCUCCUGGAGUGAACCAGCUGUGUGCCUCCAUGCCUUGCAGAUGGUCUUCUUCCUCCUAGCUGCUUUCUUCUUUUCUUGCCCUGUGCCUGAACGUUUCUUCCCAGGUCGCUGUGACAUUGUGGGCCAUGCACACCAGAUCUUUCACCUGUUCCUCUCACUCUGCACCCUCUCCCAACUGGAGGCCAUCUUCACUGACUUUCUGGGACGACGAGAUAAUCUUCUGCUGAGGUACGAUCGUGGAGAGAUCCUGGUCGCCUCUGCCUCCUUCCCCUUUCUCAUGUGCUGCAGUCUGCUAACUGCAGCGUACUUACGGCGAAAUGUUGAGCUCCGGCUGAGGAAAAAGGAGAACUGAGACCAAUUCAACUCACUCUGGCGAUUUAAUAUAAGAAAAUCAAGGAGCAAUAGGCUUUUGGAAUACGCACUUCAUUUUAAUUGUAACAACUCCAUUGACCAGUUUUCAUAGCCCAUUUUUUAAAUUAGAAUUUAAAUUUGUGUAUUACCUUCCAGGAUUAGCUGGUGAUGACGUACAAGAAUCUGGGGUCAGGUUUAACUAUUCCAUUCCCAAAAGAGAAAUGCCUGGAUCACUUCAAAUGUGUGUUGUUUUUAAAUAUCAUAUUUUUCCAUUGAACUAACUGCAUACUUUAAUGAUGUUAAAUAUCUAAAAGCAUAACAUAAACUACUUUUUAAGCUUCAGAUGGUGAGUGGUGAGUACUAAACAUUGCACAGGUUUCUAAGUACUGUUAAUGUGAGCUGGGAGAGCUACAGUAUUUGCGUGGAUUUUAGAAGAUGAUCUUCUUUUUUUCAUACAGUUCUAGGCCUUAUGAAUAAAAUUUUUGUAUUAUUUUACUGUGGGAAACAGACUGGUAAGAGUGUUAUUUUCAAUGUAUCUUUUCAUUGAUAAUACCAAUGUGUUAGUGCAGUGUUUGUCAGGAUGAAAAAGUGAUUUUCAUAAUUCUGCAAUACAGUUCUAUUACAGUAUUACAGUUCUGUAUUUACUGCAAUACAGUAAAUGUUGCUUAUAGGCUCCCAACAUCAGUUUUCCAAAAACUGGUGGCUUCUGUAUGGCUUUUGACAAAACUAAAAUUAAACUAUUACAGAGUAUAACAUAGGGUACAUGGAGAGAAAGUUAUAUUGAGAUACUGAAGACUAUGAAUAAAGUGUGAUUAUAGUAUGGUUCCUAUCCCUUCUACCCCUAAAGAGAGAAGAAGGUAUUUGUAUGUCAAGUAGAUAAGAAAGAAAGAGCAGAGUAGUAGCACGGGACAGAAGUUUGUUGUAUUAUUCAAGAAAGUUAGGGGAUGUGUACUCUUAUCUUAUCAAGUGUCAAUUUUAUGUUUCUUUUCUGUGAACUUUUUUUUUUCCCAAACACAACGAAAUGCAGGUGAAAAAAAAAAUCUAUUUAUGCCACUAUUUUCAAGAUGUUCGGUCUCUUGUUUUAAAGUGGACACCAUUGAACACGUUGUACCACACUGAACAACUGACUCAGCAGUAAUGGAAGCCAAUAUCUGCUGGAGGCCUCUAUCUGUACUAUGGUGUGGAAAACAUUUUUUGGAAAGUGGGAAUGUGAUUUACUACUUGAAAAGACUAUAAAUAACUCAUAACAAGGUUGCUCAAUUCAGUUUUCAAGGAUCAAAAGUUUUUUGCAUGUGACUUUCAUCUCAUUUGAGCUGUUAUUUUACCAAAUUAUUCACUUACCACACCCAUUUAACCCUUUCCUCAUGUCAAAAACAGAUACUGAUUUAAAAAGAUUGAUUAAAAGUUCUUUACUGUGGCCCUUGAGCACAAGGUGUGAAGAAUACCAGCAGGCUGCAGACAUGAGAACAACAAAAAAAUCCCAUCAGUUUCAUUCCUGUUCUCAAUAGGGACCCAGGGAUCUAUGUGUUUUGAAUCUAUGUGUAUCUAGUGGCAAUCUCAAGUCCUCGUAAAUUACAGCCUCGUGACAAUUGUUUCUGCUCGGUGAAAAAAAGGGUUUGACUCUCACAACACAAAAUGUCUGACUUUUGCACAGCAGUGUACAACUUUUACACCACUAUUUGUAUCUAAACAAUAUAAAUUUAAUCUGAUCUAAGGAAAAUAAUAUAGUGUUCUUAGUUCUAAUGUGUUGCCAUUAGAGUAAUACAUUUCACAAGGUAUAAAUCCAUCAUGUAUUGUUCAGACAUGAGUGUAACAGAUCAUUUACAUUUUAAUUCCAGGAAAUGUGUGCUGUAUUUGUUCACUUUAAACUGGUCACUUUCAAAUAUUAUUUGAAAUGAAAUCACUAAUAUUAUUAAGCCUAGUUUUUCAGUG
Molecule: messenger RNA, 3179 nt
Organism: Lepisosteus oculatus (spotted gar)
Lineage: Eukaryota; Metazoa; Chordata; Actinopteri; Semionotiformes; Lepisosteidae
Gene: paqr8
Product: progestin and adipoQ receptor family member VIII
Biological process (GO): response to steroid hormone
Cellular component (GO): plasma membrane
Molecular function (GO): nuclear steroid receptor activity; steroid binding
Source: RefSeq, a predicted model, not a curated record